AUGUCGCGGGAUCCUCGAGCCCUACUGAUGGUAAUACCAUUACUAUUUGGUUGUCUCGUGUUGGCUGUCGGGAAUUCUAAAAUCAAGGGUCGGACUAUUCCGGAUGCCACAUAUGUUUGGGGGAUCGCAGGAAAUCCAACGGCUCUAGAAUGCGAGGUGCUGGGAUCUGUUGCUAACUUUGGGUGGCGAAAAAUCGAAGGGCAACCGACAAGCGAGGAGAACUUGAGGGAAAUCACCGAAACUUGGCGCUACAACAAGACGUAUUCAAGAACGAGUCUAUAUUUUUCAAACUUCUCAUGGAGAGACGAAGGAACUUACGAAUGCUGGGCAAAUGAUGACGAAAACUUGACAACAAGCAAUGACAUUAAACUUUCUGUUGAUUGGAAGGUGGAAUACGUACAGUUGCCUCUCGUUGCUUUGGAUGCGAAUAGGAUUUGUGUGAGAUGGGAGAUGUUGCGUCUUAUAAAUAACAAUUUGGUUCCGUCGCUUCGCAUUGAAUCCCAGGAAAACGAUUCACGCGGAUGGCAUGAUGGGUAUCAGACGUCCACUGAGUUCCUCAACGGUAUUUUUAUUGCAAGAGGAUUAAAACAAGACACAGACUACUGGUUCAAAUUUAUUUGGAAAAUGCAAGAUUCAGAUAUUAUUGUUACUUUUUCCGGACGAACAAAGACUCUAAAGAGAAAUACAGAACCUCUAUACCUUCCAAUCGUUUCGGCUAGAAAAACGUCUGUCGAUUCAAUAACGAUUGAAUGGACAAAGCCACCUCUGAAAGUGGAAGAUUGCUUCAAGGGGUACAUAGUUGAAAUAUACGAGUCAAACAGCAAAGGAAAUUUCAUAUUCAAGUACUCAGUAACCACUAUAAACACCUAUAGAAAAUUUGAGAAUCUGAGAACUUCAGCCACUUAUACAUUCGUAUUACGUUCAUGCAGCGAUUCUUCGUGUCAACAAUACCUUGGCGAGAGUUUCUGGUUGAAAGAUAUCGUCCCGAAAGACAGGGAUCCGAAAUUCACCCCGAAUGUUUCGAUAGUCGAAACGGGCGUCGCUUCAGCAACGAUUGCGUGGGACUCACCACCGGCGAACUUGGAAGACCGCAUUUAUUACUACAAAUUAGCGUUGCACAACGAAGACUUCCAUAAGGAACUGUACGUAAACAAGACUGAGAAUUCUCACACAUUCGAAAAUCUACCGCCGAACACGACUCAUCGAUUCAAAGUAGCGGCCUGCAGCGAUUACAAAACGCAAUGCGGUAAUUGGAGCGAGGAACGAAAAGCGUUUACACAAAUUACAGAUUCCAGAAGUGGGAUAGAAGAUGAAAUAUGGCUGAUCACGGGAGCAAUAGCUGUUCUACUCGUCAUCGUCGUUGGAACGCUGCUGGCUCGGAACUAUCGCAGAAAGACACUGAAGCGAAAAAUGAUAAAAGCAAGAUUGGAGUACUUCAAUUUCGGGGCCCAGAUUUCUCUUGAUCCAGAAUUGGCUGUGAGCGAUCAGGCCGAGUUACUGCCGUAUAACAAGAAAUGGGAAUUUCCACGGGAUCUUCUGAAACUCGACGAAGUACUAGGAAGUGGUGCGUUCGGCGUUGUGAGAAUGGGACAUGCGAAAACGAUUUCCUCACGCGAGACAGUCACGACAGUUGCCGUCAAGACGGUCCGACCGACGGCCAACCUGAAGUGCAUGAAGGCCCUUUAUCGCGAACUCAAGAUUCUCGUCUACCUGGGUCAACAUCUGAACAUCGUCAACCUUCUCGGCGCGUGUACCAAAAAUAUUGAUUUGGGAGAACUCUUGGUCAUCGUCGAAUACUGCCGAUACGGGAAUUUGCACGACUACUUGAUACGACGCAGAGUCAACGUUGUCAAUCAAUUGAACAGUUCCGGAGAAAAAAUCAGCGUUUUGACUGCCUGUGAAGACGCGAUGAAUAUCGAUGACGUUGGUAUCAACACGGAUAGAGAUUCCGACGGUAAUUCAGAAAUAAUCAACUGCCCGAGUGACGUUGCUUCCACGACUACGGAUGCGAGAGUAGAAGAGUGUUCCUCUAAUGAUAUUUCAACGGAACUCACCGCGCCAUUGAAGUAUCCAGGUGAUCAGACAGACUUCAACUCAAGGCCGAUGUGCACGUCCGACUUGGUGUGUUGGGCUUGGCAGGUCUCGUGUGGCAUGCAGUACAUCAGCGAGAAAAGAAUAAUACACGGUGACUUGGCAACGAGAAAUAUGCUUCUAACCGACGACAACGUGGUGAAGAUCUGUGACUUUGGUUUGUCCAAGUCUCUCAGGGAAGAAGAGAAUCAGACGAGCACGGAAAACGGUCCUCUUCCCGUCAAGUGGAUGGCCAUCGAGUCGCUCAGAGAUCGAGUAUUUUCCACCAAAUCGGACGUCUGGUCUUUCGGGGUGGUUUUGUGGGAACUGUUCUCCUUAGCGAGAACUCCUUACCCCCUGAUAAGACCCGAGGAUAUGUGCCAAACACUGGCCGAAGGUUAUCGUAUGGAGAAACCGCAAUACGCGUCAAGAAGCAUUUACCAAAUGAUGCUUCGUUGCUGGAAAGCGGAGCCAUCGGAACGACCAUCGUUCGAAAGGCUGAAGAUCGACAUUUCCGAGUUAAUUGAAGAGCAUGUGAAAACGUUUUACCUAGAUUUGGGCAAUCCGUACACCAGGAUUUACGCGGAUAUCUGGAAACGCGACAGAGAGACUCCGGCAAGUGCGGAAGAAUCGGGCGCCCUCCGAGAAGAUUCGUGAUAAAAUCAUUCCGGUCAACGUAUUUAAUG
Messenger RNA from Diprion similis, 2756 nucleotides. Its product is annotated as vascular endothelial growth factor receptor 1-like. The record is from RefSeq and is a predicted model, not a curated record. Bases 1 to 2727 code for a protein of 908 amino acids. NCBI's taxonomy places the organism in Eukaryota, Metazoa, Arthropoda, Insecta, Hymenoptera, Diprionidae. The transcript is spliced from 12 exons. Gene Ontology annotation, cellular component: signaling receptor complex. Gene Ontology annotation, molecular function: ATP binding; protein binding; transmembrane receptor protein tyrosine kinase activity. Gene Ontology annotation, biological process: cell surface receptor protein tyrosine kinase signaling pathway; positive regulation of kinase activity; protein phosphorylation.